Messenger RNA from Maylandia zebra (zebra mbuna), 3025 nucleotides. It is a transcript of the gene hadhab, whose product is annotated as hydroxyacyl-CoA dehydrogenase trifunctional multienzyme complex subunit alpha b. Gene Ontology annotation, cellular component: mitochondrial fatty acid beta-oxidation multienzyme complex; mitochondrion. Gene Ontology annotation, biological process: fatty acid beta-oxidation. Gene Ontology annotation, molecular function: NAD+ binding; long-chain (3S)-3-hydroxyacyl-CoA dehydrogenase (NAD+) activity; enoyl-CoA hydratase activity. NCBI's taxonomy places the organism in Eukaryota, Metazoa, Chordata, Actinopteri, Cichliformes, Cichlidae. The record is from RefSeq and is a predicted model, not a curated record.
AAGCACCUCCUAGUUAGCUAGCUUCCCUUCACGCCACCGCAGACUGACCUACGCUCCCAAGAUGGCCGGUGUACGAGCUGUUGGUGUUCUCUCCAGACUCACAUUAAGGAGAUAUAACGUUUUUACAGGCCCAUCUUAUCGCUCCUUCUCAGUAUCUCCUGCCAUGCUAGCCCGAACACAUGUGAACUAUGAAGUCAAGGGAGACGUCGCUGUUGUACGGAUUAAUGACCCAAACUCAAAGGUCAACACACUGUCUAUUCAAAUGCAAAAAGAGAUGACAGAGGUCAUGAAUGAAGUGUGGGAAAACAAUGCCAUUAACAGUGCUGUUCUUAUCUCAUCAAAGCCGGGAUGUUUCAUUGCAGGAGCUGAUAUCAAUAUGAUCCAGGGCUGCAAAACCCCAGAAGAGGUUACCAAACUUUCUCAGGAAGGACAGAAAAUGUUUGAGCAGAUUGAAAAAUCUCCAAAGCCCAUUGUCGCUGCCAUCAAUGGUUCUUGCUUAGGAGGCGGCUUAGAGUUUGCUAUUGCCUGCCAGUACAGAGUUGCAACAAAGAGCAACAAAACAGUUCUCGGGACUCCAGAGGUGAUGCUGGGUCUUCUACCUGGAGCUGGUGGUACGCAAAGACUCCCCAAAAUGGUUGGCCUCCCCUCUGCUUUUGACAUGAUGCUGACAGGACGAAAUAUCCGAGCAGAUAAAGCCAAAAAGAUGAGGCUUGUUGACCAACUUGUAGAUCCUCUAGGACCAGGACUGAAGAGUCCAGAGGAAAGAACAAUAGAAUACCUUGAGGAAGUUGCCAUUGAGUGUGCCAAAGGGAUUGCCAACAAAAAGAUUUCUCUUCGCAAAGAAAAGGGUACAAUGCAGAAGAUUCAAGACUAUGUUAUGAGCUUCCCCUUUGUCCGGAAUCAGAUUUACAAAACGGUCCAAGGCAAAGUUAUGAAGCAAAGCAAAGGACUUUAUCCAGCACCCCUGAAAAUCAUCGAAUGUGUGAAAACUGGAGUUGAACAAGGACCUGUUGCUGGAUACUUAGCGGAGUCUCAGAAUUUUGGUCAGUUGGCUAAAACUUCAGAAUCGGCAGCCCUGAUUGGUCUGUACCAUGGUCAGGUUGCAUGCAAGAAGAAUCGCUUUGGAACCCCUGAAAGAGAAGUGAACACUCUUGCCAUCUUGGGAGCAGGUCUUAUGGGAGCAGGUAUUGCUCAAGUGAGCGUGGACAAAGGUGUGCAUACAAUCCUGAAAGACACCACAGUGGAAGGACUGGCAAGAGGCGAACAGCAGGUUUACAAAGGGCUCAAUGAUAAGACUAAAAAGAAGAGCAUUACAUCGUUUGAGAGAGACUCUAUACUGUCUAACCUGACUGGCCAGUUGGAGUACAAGGGUUUUGAAAAGGCCGACAUGGUUAUUGAAGCUGUGUUUGAAGACAUAAACAUCAAGCAUAAAGUUAUAAAGGAGGUGGAAGCUGUGAUCCCCCCUCACUGCAUAUUUGCCAGCAACACAUCUGCUCUGCCCAUAAAGGACAUCGCAGCUGCCAGCAAAAGACCAGAAAAGGUGAUUGGAAUGCACUACUUCUCUCCAGUGGACAAGAUGCAGCUCCUUGAGAUUAUAACCACGGAUAAGACAUCAAAGGACACCACUGCCUCCGCUGUGGCAGUUGGCCUGAAGCAAGGAAAAGUCAUCAUAGUUGUUGGGGAUGGACCCGGAUUCUACACAACAAGAUGCCUGGCUCCCAUGUUGGCUGAGGCAGUGCGAUUACUUCAGGAAGGUGUUGACCCCAAGAAACUGGAUGCACUCACCACAGGUUUUGGGUUCCCCGUGGGUUUGGCCACACUGGCUGAUGAAGUUGGCAUUGACGUUGCAGCCCAUGUGGCAGAGGACCUUGGGAAAGCUUUUGGCUCCCGCUUUGGUGGUGGAAAUGUGGAGGUUUUGAAGACUAUGGUGGACCUUGGAUUCAAGGGCCGCAAAUCAGGAAAGGGUUGCUACGUCUACCAGCCAGGAACUAAAGUCAGAGAUGUGAACCCGGAUAUUGGAGACAUUCUUGAGAAAUAUAAGUUGACACCAAACCCCUCUGUUUCAUCAGACUCUGAAGUGCAGUACAGACUUGUCUCUCGAUUUGUCAACGAAGCUGUGAUGUGUUUGCAAGAAGGUAUUUUGAACAACCCCUUGGAAGGAGACAUCGGAGCAGUGUUUGGUCUUGGAUUCCCCCCCUGCCUUGGAGGACCUUUCCGUUUCGUGGACAGCUUUGGUGCUGACAAACUGGUGAACAAGAUGAGGCAAUACGAGGCCGUCUACGGGAAUCACUUUGCACCAUGCCAGCUUCUACUGGACCAUGCAAAAGAUUCCAGCAAGAAAUUUCACAAGUGACCGAAUCACCAUGCUGUGCCAGUAGCUAAUAGUAAAAACUCCAGCCUGCCAUUUGAAUGUGCCUAACAUUUAUAUCGGUAUAGGGUGGGGAAACGCACUGAGUCUAAACCUUGACCUAACCUUAAGUAAUGCUGUUUAAGUCCUACAGUAAAUUCUGCCUUCAUGAAAUUUGUAAUGUUCUGUUUUUUAAUGUGUUUUAAAGUGGUGUAGAUCUAAUUUUGUGAUUAUUUGACAGGAUGCAGUCUGAGGUGUGUUGAAUUCUUUCCCACGGUGUGUGUGCACAAAAGCAUCCCAAAUUAUCAUAAAACGCAAUCAAUACCUCUUUAAAACUGUCAGAAAAACUGGAACAUUUCCAUCUUCAUGGAGAUCAGACUGCAUUGGUUUUUGUUAGGUCUAUCGAAUAAACUGGCAACGGAUGAUCUAAAAUUGAAGUUGUUUUUUUAUCAAAAAAAAUUGCAUAGGUGUGUUAGGGGCUAAUUAUUUACACAUUGCAUAUGUAAAAACACUGUAGAUGUAAAAUAAACGGCUCCAAAUGGUAACAAUGAAAUUCCUCUAUAAUGAAUGUCUACAAGUAUGUUUUAGCGAAUGCCUUUUAAUUCUUUUUUCUACGUGGAAGGUUUUCUGGUUUGGUCUGGACAAUGUGAUGUGAAAUAAAAGCUUGAAUGAAAUAAA